This is a messenger RNA of Cinclus cinclus, 1380 nucleotides long. RefSeq names its product BPI fold-containing family B member 4-like. The transcript has 15 exons. Gene Ontology annotation, molecular function: lipid binding. NCBI's taxonomy places the organism in Eukaryota, Metazoa, Chordata, Aves, Passeriformes, Cinclidae. Bases 1 to 1380 code for a protein of 459 amino acids. The record is from RefSeq and is a predicted model, not a curated record.
AUGAUGGUUUUGAAGCUUUUUGGAGUCAUCUUUUUCUGUGGCCUCCUCUCACCCUCGCAGGAAGUCUUGUCUGGCCUGUCCUGUGCUGUCAGCCCACAGGCAAUGCAGAAUGUUCUCUCAGAUGCCAUAAUUCAUAAUGGGCUCAUCCACCAGCACCUGCAGGGUCUCGUGGUUCCCAACAUCAUGGGUGAAGGGAGUCAGCUGAACUCUCCCACCAGCAUCACGGACCUGCAUCUCAUCAAGGUCCGGGUGCCCAGGCUGUCAGUGGUGCUGCUGCCAGGGAUCGGGGUCCAGCUGACCAUCGGGGCAAAGCUGCAGCUCAGAGGCAACUGCUUGGUUGGCCUGCUCUCAGAACUCAUUGAUAUCUUAGUGGAGGUGAACAUUACUGCAAACAUUAAAUGUACGAAUUUUGAAUCUGGCACAUUCCAGGUUGUCACUGAAGACUGCCUCUGCAUUCUUGGGGCCAUAAAGAUCAAGGUCCUUUCUGGCUUGCUCACCCUGUCAGUGAACGAGCUGGUGCUUCGCCAGCUGACAGCGACUCUGCCUGCUUUGCUCUGCCCCGUGGUCGAUAUCGUGAUGAACCUCGUGAACAUCCAUCUCCUGAGCACUCUCAAUGCGGUGAUCCCGGUCGGCACAGCAGGAACCAUCCACUACCAGCUGGCCAGCAUCCCCUACACCUCUGGCAAGUUCCUUGGGCUGGAUUUAGACGGUGUGGUGAAGCAGGUGGGAGGCAGCACCAUCCCCCACGACUCAUCCCCCUCUGCUUUGCCUCCUCUGAUGGACAGGCUCCUGCUCUUGGUGAUGCGCCAGAGCUUCCUCAACGCAGUCCUGUCCCUCCUGCUCCAGCUGCCACCGCAGACCUUCCCCUGCACGCCAGAUGUUUUCUCUGGUGCCAGCCGCCUGCGCGAAGCCGUGGGGACCAUCGCUCCUGCUGGGUGCUCCACCUGCAGUGGGACUAGUCCUCUGAGCAUCAAACUGGUGUUGAGAGGGAACCCACUCAUCCUCUUGGAAGAAAACAAAGCCAGUGUCAAGCUUUCAGUCCUGAUUCAGCUGUUCAGCAACCACUUGGAUGGAUCCAUCCUCAACUUCCUGCUGCUGAAGGCUGACCUUGCUCUAAAUGUCCGUGUGUCCAUUGUUGGGGGCAGGCUGGUGCUGCAGCUGGACUUGGGCAGCACUUCCCUCUCCUUGGAGUCUUCUGAUGUUGGCAUCAGUAAUAUCUCCACCUUGAAGCCCCACUGCAGCAGUUUGCUUGUGGAAACAUUCCUGCCUGUGAUCAAUGGUGCCCUGAGCAUCGGGAUCCCGCUGCCAAAGGUGCUGCGUAUUCCCUUGGUGAAUGUGGAUUUUCAGAUAAAAACGGGCCUGAUGGUGUUUCUGGUGUGA